Penicillium roqueforti is the source of this 330-nucleotide messenger RNA. Its product is annotated as 60S ribosomal protein eL33. Bases 1 to 330 code for a protein of 109 amino acids. Gene Ontology annotation, biological process: ribosomal large subunit biogenesis; cytoplasmic translation. Gene Ontology annotation, molecular function: structural constituent of ribosome. The record is from RefSeq and is a predicted model, not a curated record. The transcript has 5 exons. Gene Ontology annotation, cellular component: ribosome; cytosolic large ribosomal subunit. NCBI's taxonomy places the organism in Eukaryota, Fungi, Ascomycota, Eurotiomycetes, Eurotiales, Aspergillaceae.
AUGCCUUCGGAACAAGGACACCGCCUCUACGUCAAGGGACGUCACCUGAGCUUCCAGCGCAGCAAGCACGCCCUCACCCCCAACACCAGCUUGAUCAAGAUUGAGGGUGUUGAUGACACUAAGUCCGCCAAGUUCUACCUCGGCAAGAAGGUCGCUUUCGUUUACCGUGCUAAGCGUGAGGUCCGCGGCUCCAACAUUCGGGUGAUCUGGGGCAAGGUCACCCGGUCGCACGGCAACUCCGGUGUUGUGCGCGCCAAGUUCCGCAACAACCUCCCCCCCAAGUCCCUCGGCGCCACCGUCCGUGUCAUGCUCUACCCCUCCAACAUCUAA